Messenger RNA from Physella acuta, 871 nucleotides. RefSeq names its product CDGSH iron-sulfur domain-containing protein 2 homolog A. Lineage: Eukaryota; Metazoa; Mollusca; Gastropoda; Physidae. Gene Ontology annotation, biological process: regulation of autophagy. The record is from RefSeq and is a predicted model, not a curated record. Gene Ontology annotation, molecular function: 2 iron, 2 sulfur cluster binding. Gene Ontology annotation, cellular component: intracellular membrane-bounded organelle; mitochondrial outer membrane.
ACAGCCCAGCAUCCGAUGUACUUACUACUAUUAUAGAAUUAUUUUUUUCACUUGGAGCUUGCAGUUUUGAAAGAUGGAAGCAGUCCAUAAUUUUUUUAAAGGUGCUUUACCUAAAUAUUUGAGGAACCUACCGAUCCCUAAGACCUUUGGCGGCUUUGCCAAUUUAUCUGGUGAAGAUUGGUCCAACUUGACACCAUUUUUACUUUCAAUCAUUUUGAUUUUCUACAUGGGAUCCAAAACUUUGUUUGGUCGUAAAAAAGCAAUACUUAAACCCAAGGUAAAUCAUAGUAUCCAGAAGGAAGAUUCCAAGGUAGUUACACAAAUGGACAUUGAGGACAUUGGAGACAAGAUUGCCUUCUGUAGAUGCUGGAGGUCAAAAAAGUUUCCUUUAUGUGAUGGAUCCCAUAACAAGCAUAAUGAUGAAACAAGAGAUAAUGUUGGACCAUUGUUGCUUAGACGCGCUGGUGAUGAAUAAAGAAACUCUCAGAAAUCAGCUGACUCUUACACACCAUGAGGGCAGUUUUAUCUACCAGUUUUAUUUUGUUCAAAAGAUACUCCUGUUACUCCUAUUAGAAUUAACAUUUCACUCCCCCCUCCCCUGCACUGUAGAAUUAUUUUAUGGUAACUAUUUAAACACUUUUGUUAACAGUAUAAAUUUAAAUCAAUGCUAUUACAUUCUUAGUGAUGAAACUACAAAAAUUAACUUGUUAAAAUAAUGUAAAUGAAAAACUAUUUUUGUUCGGAAAAAUAUAACAUUUUUUUUUAUUGUCUAGAUCUAUAUGUUAAAAUUGAAAUGUUGAUGAUCUCAGAAAACUUGAAGUUUCAAAUUUAUUGUAGUGUAAGACAAGUGAAAAUAAACGAAUCAGUUUUU